UUCAUGUGAAAAUUAUCAGAUGCAUAUUGUUGUUAAGAAUAGUUAAGAAAUAUAAGAGUAAACAAUGAUAUAUGAAAAUAAAACUCUUCUAUUGAAUUUAACGUAAAUUAAAAACUUUAUUUAGUGUUACUUAUCGAAAUAUUGUAAUUACAAAAUGCCUGCCGUAACGUCAACAACAGCUGAAGAUCAAAACGAUGGAGAUCAGAAAAUGUGGAGUGCUCUCAAAAGAUAUAUAAUACGAGAAAGGCAAAGAAAAAAAGAAGAAUAUGAAGCAGAAGUAGAGGAGGAAAGAUUGAGAAAGGAGCGGGAGGCAAGAGAAAGACAAGAUGUCAUGACAUUAGAAGAAACAAAGGAACAGAUUGAGCAACUAGAACAGAAGUUAAAGCAGUUAGAGAAAGAAAAACAACAGUUGUUCAUGCAACUUAAAAGAGUACUUAAUGAAGAUGAAGUAAGAAAGAGACAACAACAAAAGGAGACUAAUGAUAUGCAGUCAAUGAAGAUGCCAAUGGGUAAUAUCCAGAUACCAAUGUUCUCGGUGCCAACAUCAAUGGGUCAAGGAGAGCCACCACCAUCACAAGGCAGGGCGCCUCCGCUAACAACCCAUAUCAUGAACAAAAAUAAGCAUUCAAACUACAUGCUGUUCCCGCAACAGCAGAGCUUAGUCAGAGGUCCGAUACAAUCAAAUGUGAAACGAACAAGGAGUCCUUCACCAACAUAUGCUCUAUAUGCACACAGAUUACAUCAGCCUCCUAUGAAACACCAAGCUGUCUAUUCUGACCACAAAGUUGAGGAUGGUCGUAUGGGGCGCCAAAUGGCGCGCGCAGUGCUUUGGACCAAGUCGCCGCAAUACGCAUCUAACGUGAGCGGGUCGGGAGUGUCGUCCGGCUACUACGCGAUGCCGACGUCGGGCGUGGUGGGUGUGGUGGCGGAGCGCCCGCCCCCGCUGCUGUACGCGCACCACGGACACACGCCGCACGCGCACACUCCGCACACCCCGCACACUCCGCACCAGUCGCACCAGCCGCACCAGCCGCACCAACCCCAUCAGCCCCACCACACGAACCUCAUGUACGCGCCCGCGCAGCCGCAGCUCUACUUGGACAUGCUGAAGAACAGGGACGGUCAGCAGCACUCCGAACAGAAGAAGGAGGCCCAGAUCCCGAUGUUUUGCACUAUGCACGGAGAGUCGUCGGUCGAGCACCUGAACUCGGAUAGCAGUUCCAUCGGAUUACGUGAACAUCGAGUGAAGGCAUAGAGAGUGCACCGAUGCUUGCAUCAUAACGUCUCGUGCGCAGUAGUGACAGCGAAACCAGGCAGUAUAACCCAAGGUUAUCCUGUUCAGCAAUCAAACCCAAAUGUACAGAACCCGAAUAUAUAUCCCAACAGACACCGCUAUUAGCUACUAUUAAUGAUCGUCCAGCGACACCCCUCGCCACCUCAGGCAUCGAGAAACAUAAUCGUGCACACGAGAAAUUAUAAAGAUCUUUAGUACAAAGGUUAUUCAAUGGUAUUUCAAAUGGUGACUUUAAAAAAAAAAAAAACUUUUUUUAUUUUUGUAUUACAUUAUGAUAUAGUUAAAUUAUAUUUAAAGUGUAAAUUUAAAUUAUAUUUAAUUAGAACGCAGUGUAUGUGUUUAGCCGGUAAAAUUGGUGUUAUGAAAGUUUGUUUAUAUAAUAUAUUGACUCAUGCAAUGAACACUUGAGUGAAUCAAAUCGAAAUCCCUUAUUGAACUUUAAAAAGAAGCAGAAGUAUUACACUUACUUAUUAUUGAUUACUGAUAAAUUAGAAACUACCACCGAUUCUGAAAAGAAAUACCCGGUUCUAAGAAGAACCAGCGGGUUUUUUGUUUUUUACAUGUUUUGUAUUUUUGUCUUUCUUAGAUCCUGUUAUAAAACCUUUGUCCCACAAAAGAGUUACUAUGCAGUCGAGUAACAGGAGUGACUAUGCUAAAUUUUUCUUCAAUGUUUAAUAAUUAUAUUUAAAGAUUUUUGUUUCUGGUCACACAUCGACCUUAGUCAUUUGUUUUAAACAUUAUUAUUUCUUUUCUUUUUUCAAAUGUUUUUAUUGGUAACGCUGAAGUUCGUUAAUGGCAACACCAAACAAUAUAACACGAAAAUCGAACGACAUAGUGAGAAAAGCUACGGCACCGUUUGCCUUUGCCUAUUUAUACAUAGAUUUUGAACGAAUAGAUUUACGGCCUUUAAGACGUUGUAUUGCGACUGGUUAGUUAAACACUGAUUUCUCCCUUUCUGUCAUUAUCGAUUUGACAUUCGAAAGAACGAGACAGCAUUGUUUUUCGGAUGAUUAGCUCAUCCUUAAAAACUCAGCUUAAAACAACGUUUUUAAGUAAGUUUCAAUAUUAUCGAGUUAACAUAGUGUUCAUUGUUGGUGACAUGUGCUUGUAAUUGUCUUGCGAUAAUCGCAAAAUUAUUGUCUAUACUGAUACAAUAAUGUGAUUAAACGCUUAAAAAAAUGAAAAUUAUUCUAUCGUAUUAUGUCUAUGGUAUGGUGUAAAGUUUACUUUCAUAAAUUGCGGUCCUCCGUUAUGAUAACACUACGAGUUGAUCUUUAGAAAGUACUCAGUGUUCAGUACGCUUAGUGCGAGUUUUUUUACCUAUUCGAUUUAAACAGCGCCAUCUAGGGACAGUAGUUGGAACUCCAAUCAAACGUUUACUUUAUGGAAUAAUAAAAAAAAACACACUAGACACAGAUUGUCCAAUAACAUAAUAUAUAAAGUUAUUAGUAUAAGUUUAUUUUAUAUUAUACAUUUAUUUUUCAUUAAUUAAAUUGGUUAUAACAUUUCAAAUUUCAUUUCUUAAUUAUUUUGUAAUAUUAUUAGUAAUAUUUGUAAUAUUAGUAAGUACGUAUAUGUAA
This is a messenger RNA of Nymphalis io (European peacock), 2874 nucleotides long. RefSeq lists its product as uncharacterized. The record is from RefSeq and is a predicted model, not a curated record. NCBI's taxonomy places the organism in Eukaryota, Metazoa, Arthropoda, Insecta, Lepidoptera, Nymphalidae. Gene Ontology annotation, cellular component: transcription regulator complex. The transcript is spliced from 9 exons. Gene Ontology annotation, biological process: regulation of transcription by RNA polymerase II. Gene Ontology annotation, molecular function: transcription coregulator activity. The coding region runs from base 155 to 1255 and encodes 366 amino acids.